CUUGACGUGUGUCUUAAAUGACGCCACAAAGGGUAACUCCGCCCAUUGCCCCGAGCUCGUUUCCUCCGCCGCUUCCUGUCCUACUUCCCCUCGACCGAGAACAUGACUACGUCAAGGCGUCUUGCUGACAGGAAAAUUGCAAAGUUUCAGAAGAAUGUCACAAAGAGGGGCUCCGUUCCAGAGAAAACAGCAAAGAAAGGAGAUAACUAUCCUGUUGGUCCUAUCUUGCUUGGAUUCUUUAUCUUCGUGGUUGUCGGAUCAUCUUUGUUCCAGAUAAUAAGAACAGCCAUGAGUGGCGGGAUGGCAUGAUAGUAGCAAAGAGGAUGACCAAAGCCCUACUCAAGUAUGAGGUUGAGGAUUCUCAUCAUCUUGAUGUAAACCCAGUUUCUAAUAGGGGACGAUGAUAUGAAGAUUUUAUGAUGCUUUCAAUAAUAAAUAAAUGUCUUUUUCCAAGGCAUACCCAUUAUGGCA
Musa acuminata subsp. malaccensis (wild Malaysian banana) is the source of this 471-nucleotide messenger RNA. RefSeq lists its product as uncharacterized. Gene Ontology annotation, cellular component: endoplasmic reticulum. NCBI's taxonomy places the organism in Eukaryota, Viridiplantae, Streptophyta, Magnoliopsida, Zingiberales, Musaceae. The record is from RefSeq and is a predicted model, not a curated record. Gene Ontology annotation, biological process: endoplasmic reticulum unfolded protein response.